AUGGCCAGUCGCAAAACUGAAUUCCCCAGGGCGGUACCGUCGGGAGACGGAGAAUCCGCCACCACCGCACCGGUUCAGCCGGGGGUGGUCAGCCCCGUGUAUCUGGGGGGGGCAACGGAAGGCCUGAGGGGAGUAGGAGAAGAUGUUGUUGUGAGAGGAGAGAUAGUGAAGGAGGUGGGACUGGAGACCAAAGUGGUCCCGGUAAGAGCUCGCCGGAGUAUGGAGAUCGAUCCGGCUAUGGACGAUGAAUUGUCCAUGCUUGCCCGCGAGAUCGACAGCUCACUUUCGCGGUCGACUUCGUGUGCAAGUAUGUUAUUCAGUGAGGAUGAGGACUUUUUGGAGCGUCCUCGCUCCAGGCGCAAAAGGCGCCAUUCGAGAAGUGAUGAGGAGUCGUCAGUUGUCGAAAGCGACUCACAAACCUCGGCUAAGAGGAAGGGAAAGGCUGGGAAGGCAAAAGCCCCCAGCAGCGCAGAGCAGUUCCGUGUCGCUCUGUACGAAGGAGGAAACACCGUUCCGCCCAAGGCUAUUUCACCUAAGGCCACGGGCCGAUAUGCAGGACUGUCGCAGGCGAGGGCCGACCUUGCCGAAUAUGUCGAUAGAGAAAUGGAGAAAGAGGCCGCAGAGGCCGUUGCCGGCACUUCGAAACCAGUGACUCGCCAUUACAACAUAUUCCCCGUGGAGGAAAUUAAGCGAGCAGACGUCGUCGGAGCCGAAAUGGAUGAAUGUGCCAGAAACGUUUUGGAGGCCGUCAAAAAAUCUGGCCACUUGAAGGGUACGAUUAUAAAGACGAUCAAAGAGAAUAUAACGACCAUCCGCAGAAACACGGAGUGGUUCGUUGACCGGACGAACACGGCCGAAUGCGCUGAUCUGCGCAAAGACAACGCCCAGUUGGAGGCUGAAUUGAAGGAGCGGCAAAUUAUGUUGACCGGCAUCCGCGAGGAGUCGGUCAGAAGCGCCGUCGAGAUGAGGGCCCUUCGCAAGGCAGUCGCUAACGCCCCAAACGCGAAAGAGGUGCUCGAGCUUAGAGCCGAGAGGGAAAACCUUGAGCGUCAGGUUCAGUCAUAUGUCGACGAGACCAUAGACCUGAAGAGGAGAUUGCUGGAGCAGAGCGUUGAGCUCCGCAAGCUUAAAAACCAGCUACAAGAGCUGCAAGCCUCGUCAGUGCCGCAGCGUGCGCCUGGUGAGGCUACCAAGGACAAGACAUGUGCUGCACCGGCCCCUAUACAGCCGGUCGCGGCUUCUCCAGAUGAGAGCCUGGAGGCGAGAAUUGUACGGCAGAUCGGAGACAUGUUUAAUGUCCGACUUGCCGCAAUUGAGGAACGGCUCGCACAACCCGGCAAGAGGAAGCCGGCACGCAAUGCGAAAGCCGCAAGGAGUGCCUCGCAAUCCGCUCCGCGAGCACCGAAGGCACCAACCCAGAGUAGGGACCGGGCAACUCAACCGGUUCCAGCUGGCGAUCCGGGCACGAGUCGCGCCCCGCCGCCGUCCGCUAGUACAACAACGGAGCAGUGGACGACGGUCGUUCGGCGCGGCAAGCGUCGGAAGAAGACCCCAGCGAAGGAGGCCCCCGCCAGUCAGGCGGCACAAGGGAAGACGGCGCCUGCCACGGCACCGGCGCCGAAGCCAAAGAAGAAGAGGAAGAGAAGAUUCCGUCUUCCGCGCUCGCAGGCAGUCGUUAUCACUCUGCAGCCCGGCGCGGAAGAAAAGGGUAUAACCUAUGCGACAGUGUUCCGAGAGGCCCACAGCAAGCUCUCACCGACCGAACUCGGAAUCACCGAUGCCAGGUUCAGAUUAGGCGCCACAGGGUCGCGUAUACUGGAGGUGCCAGGCGCCGAUUCAGGCGUCAAAGCAGACCUGCUGGCCAAUAAGCUGGCAGAGAUCCUGCCGGAGGGGCCGUCAAGAUUUCCAGGCCGAUCAAGUGGUUGCGACGAGGCCCUCAUCAAGACGGGGGAGAUCCGUCGCGCUCCCUCGGGAGUCGGCUCCAUAUGGGUUCGCUGCCCAGUAAGUGCUGCCAAGGCCCUGUCCAAAGCCGGCCGGGUAAAAGUGGGCUGGGUAAUGGCUCGGGUUCAGACAUUAGAACCGAGGCCCAUGCGGUGCUACCGCUGCUUGCUCUCUGGGCACGUAGCGCAGUGGUGCACCGCCAGUGUGGACACCAGCGGGGGCGUGUUGUGCUUCCGCUGCGGAAAAGCGGGCCAUAAAUCCGCUCAGU
Molecule: messenger RNA, 2209 nt
Organism: Galleria mellonella (greater wax moth)
Lineage: Eukaryota; Metazoa; Arthropoda; Insecta; Lepidoptera; Pyralidae
Exons: 2
Molecular function (GO): nucleic acid binding; zinc ion binding
Source: RefSeq, a predicted model, not a curated record